Molecule: messenger RNA, 1461 nt
Organism: Cicer arietinum (chickpea)
Lineage: Eukaryota; Viridiplantae; Streptophyta; Magnoliopsida; Fabales; Fabaceae
Product: SEC14 cytosolic factor
Source: RefSeq, a predicted model, not a curated record
UGUUAUUUGUUGGUAUUUAUUCGGUUGUUUUCAUCAAUUUUCCCACUAUUUGACCACUCAAGUACUUCAACAAACACCAAAAACACAUUCACUUCCAUGCUUUGAUCUUUUCUUCCAUUAAACUAAAGCUACCAUCUUUUUACAACGUGUUAACAAGAAGAUGGGUGUUGGAAAUCAAGAAGCAAUUAAGCAGUUGCAGUCUCUGAUGGAAAAUGUGGAUGAAAAACUGAAGAUCACAUUCAAGAAUAUGCACCAGGGCUAUCCUACCGAAACAUUAGCACGGUUUCUCAAAGCUAGGGACGGGUGUGUUGCCAAAGCUCAUAAAAUGUUAAUUGAUUGUUUACAUUGGAGAGUGGAAAAUGAGAUUGACAAAGUUUUAGCAAAGCCGAUCUCUGCGGAUUUAUACAGAGCUGUGCGAGAUUCUCAACUCAUAGGAAUGUCUGGUUACACAAAAGAGGGCGUACCAGUCAUCGCUGUUGGUGUUGGGCUCAGUACAUAUGACAAAGCAUCUGACAAAUACUAUAUACAGUCACACAUCCAAGUGAAUGAAUAUAGGGAUAGGGUAAUCUUGCCAACAGCUACAAAGAAGCAUGGACAAUAUAUUGGCACCUGUGUGAAAGUCUUGGAUAUGACUGGUUUGAAAUUUUCAGCACUAAACCAAUUAAGGCUUUUGACGGCGAUAUCUACAAUAGAUGACUUGAACUACCCGGAAAAGACAGACACAUACUAUAUUGUUAAUGCACCAUAUGUAUUCUCUGCAUGUUGGAAGGUUGUAAGGCCUCUUUUGCAAGAAAGAACAAGGAGGAAAAUUCAGGUGCUGCAAGGCUGCGGGAAGGAUGAAUUACUCAAGGUAAUGGACUAUGCAUCUCUCCCACACUUUUGCAAAAAACAAGAUUCGAAGUCAUCAAGACAUAAUACAUCAGCAGGAGUAAAUACUACUGAAAACUGUUUCUCCUUCAAUCAUGUCUUCCAUCAACAACUCUACAACUACAUAAAGCAACAAGCUAACUUUGUUGAGUCGAUAUCGCCAAUGAGACAAGGAUCCUUCUAUGUAGACAUACCAGAGCCAGACCCUGAUGAUGCCAAAAUAGCAAAGACCAUUGAAGUUGAGUUUCACAAAUUGGAAAAUCAGAAUAAUGGAACCAUUGAAGUUGAGUUUCACAAAUUGGAAAUUCAGAAUAAUGGUUUUACUAACUCACUAAAUGGUCUUGCAGUUAAUGGUCAUUGAGUGGAAAUUGGGUCACUUUUAUUUCUUGAUUGCUUUAUGAUAUAUAUCUAUUUGAUAUGGAAGGUUAUACCUGUUCUUUAUAAAGGGUUAUAUACCAAGUUAUUAUUUUAGAUGUAAUAUUGUAAUGUUUGCAUCAACUCGAUGCAAAUAUCUUCAGAUACACGCUUUAAUCUAAUUUCUAUAACCAUGUUGGAUAAUGAGUAUAUGAUAUAAUAUUUGUUUAACAUAGAAAA